AUGCAAUGUACUUACGAGGACGACUCUAAGCCUACCUGGACAUAUCGAAUUGCAUCCUUGCCCACUAAUCUCGAAGAUGGAACUUCGGCUGUUGCUGGUGGAGCUAACAUACGCCCGCGAAGUGACUUGCUUGGUCAAAGUAGUGAUCAACUGGUGAAAGACGAUGCAAGUGGACUCCAGCCGCAGUCGUACAGUCACGGUUUUCCUCCCGUGGAAGAUUCCUCCUUAUCUUGGCUGAUGUCACCGUUGCUACCCAGCUGUGAGCAAAUCCGGCUUCUGCUGGAUCACUAUUUCGCGACAAUUCACACGUUGAGGUGCUUUGCUUUCAUCCACAAACCUUCAUUUUUACAAAGUUUAGAGGAAAUUCUGGUCAAUGGUGAUCAGAACGCUCUUCUUCUGAUCAUGUGCGCGCUAGGUGCUCAGUUCUUUGCUUUAGAGUACAGUGAGACAGUACAGACACUCCCACAGGCUUUCAUCCUUACCUCUGGAAAAGAAUGGGCUAAACGCUCGGAGAGCUGUAUUCUUGCUGAGCUAGACAAAAUUGCGAUCGAUAACCUUUCGGCUGCCGUUCUUCUGCAUGACUAUGCGCUCCGCAUGGGGAAUUUCGCCAAAGCCUUCAUGCUGAGUUCAAUUACGACGCGCAUGGCUCAAGCGCUUCAGAUCAAUCUGGAACACUCCACAGACAUUCUAUGUCAGGAUUCGAGGAGUCUUCUAUCCGCCAGUGCCAAGGAGGCUCGUCGUCGUUUGAUGUGGACAUGUUACAUUAUCGACGCUCUCGUCGGCAGUGGUGUGGAUCAGCUGACAUUCAUCGAUGAGGAGGAUGUUAAGAUCCAACUACCAUGCAGUGAAAGCAAUUUCAUUCUACAAAAGCCAUGUAUCACAGAGACCCUGGAGGUGGGAAAGCUCCUGAAAUUUCUCGAACCAGAGGCAACAUUGACAAAUCCGGCUGAUAAUAUGGAUAUGAUGGCUUCGCUUAUUCGACAUAUUGAGAUAAGGAAGAGGGUGCUAAAAUACAUCAAGAACCUGGGCACGGCCAAGCUACCAUGGCUUCCAGACUCGGAAUUCGCUGAACUCGACGCAGAAUGCCGGAAUUGGUAUGAAACUCUCCCCGACACCCUGAAAUUCAACCCUACGGCCAUCUACAUCCGCAAGGAAAUGUCGCAGCUUAGUUCUCUCUGUGUCCUUCAUUACGCCUAUCACCAGACCAUGUGUGAUCUAUACCGGAUUGGAGCACCUGCGUUAUACAAGCUUCGGGCCAGGUUUCGGUUUCCACCAGAACAAUCAGACUUCCUCCACCAUCUACAGCGAACUCUCUAUGAGCAUGCGAAGAGCCAUGCUGUAAUUACCGCCGAAGGAUUGAAGCAUGGAGUUAGAAUCCUCGCGGACUCGUGGGUGCCCUCAAUUGUAUACGAUAGCAGUCGCAUCAUGCUUUACUUUGCUAUGCAUCUUGUGAAUCCUGCCACCGAGGACGGUAAAUCUAUCUUAGCAGAGACAGUUCCGCAUCUGCAAAACAAUGUAAAGGCACUAAGAAAGAUGAGAUCUCUUUUCGCGAUCGCGGAACCUCUGUGUGCCACAGCGGAGGCGAUGCUUGAGAAGGUCUGUGUGAAUUCGGAGAUCCUUGAACGAAGCAUCAUUCCGGAUGAUCCUUACAUGCCGAACCCGAAUGAUAUGGACAGGCCCAGCUUUCCUGGUACUCCGGCUCAAACGUCCCCCGAUUACGUUUUGAACCCUCUUUCAAUCUACCGCAUGGCUCGCAAAGAAAUUCCUGAAAAGCAUGCUCCGGAAAAGACAAGCUCACCUUCGACAAGCAGUCUGCAACAAUCCCAGCAUACUGGGCAUCAGCAACUUCGUGUGACGGACGGAUUCGCAACAUUUCCGGCGGACUUGACCGUAGACCUGAGUGCGGAUGAGCAGGCAUCUCUUGAUGAGUUGCAGGAAUUCUUUACAACGGACCUAGGAUGGACAUGGCAGCCUGCAGAGACCGCAGUGGAAUCCUCAACGGAAGUAGGCGGGGUGGACCCGCCUUGGUUUACCAGUUUAUUCAAGCAGUGA
This is a messenger RNA of Fonsecaea multimorphosa CBS 102226, 2052 nucleotides long. RefSeq lists its product as uncharacterized. The coding region runs from base 1 to 2052 and encodes 683 amino acids. Gene Ontology annotation, molecular function: zinc ion binding; DNA binding. The transcript is spliced from 7 exons. Gene Ontology annotation, cellular component: nucleus. Lineage: Eukaryota; Fungi; Ascomycota; Eurotiomycetes; Chaetothyriales; Herpotrichiellaceae. Gene Ontology annotation, biological process: DNA-templated transcription. The record is from RefSeq and is a predicted model, not a curated record.